Molecule: messenger RNA, 1218 nt
Organism: Zingiber officinale
Lineage: Eukaryota; Viridiplantae; Streptophyta; Magnoliopsida; Zingiberales; Zingiberaceae
Product: zinc transporter 1-like
Exons: 2
Coding region: 1-1008 (335 amino acids)
Biological process (GO): zinc ion transmembrane transport
Cellular component (GO): membrane
Molecular function (GO): zinc ion transmembrane transporter activity
Source: RefSeq, a predicted model, not a curated record
AUGGAAGCCACAAGACAACUUCUCUAUCUCCUCCUUCUCUUCUCUCUGCUCUCUCUCCGUGUCUAUGGACACGGCGGCGACGGAGACAGCGACGGGGGGCAAGAUCAACCCGGCAACCUGCACGCCAAAGGCCUGAUCGACGUCAAGAUAUGGUGCCUCGUGAUCCUCCUCGUCGGUACCUUCGCCGGCGGCGUGUCGCCCUACUUCUUCCGGUGGAACGAGAGCUUCCUUCUGAUGGGGACCCAGUUCGCCGGUGGCGUCUUCUUGGGCACGUCGCUGAUGCACUUCUUGGCAGACUCCAGCAGCACCUUCGAGGACCACACCGACAAGACCUACCCUUUCGCCUUCAUGCUGGCGUCGGCCGGGUACUUGCUCACGAUGCUCGGCGAUUGCAUUAUCAUAAUGGUGACCGACAGAGCGAGGAAGAAGGAUCAGUCCAAGGUGGAAGAUGGCACACCGGGGGGAGGGAAGUCAGAAGCUGGCGGCGAUGGCCAUGGCCGCGUCGCCGUCGUUGAUCCGGCAUUUUCCAGAGCGACGUCGCUUGGGGACACGGUUUUGCUCAUACUUGCGCUAUGCUUCCACUCUGUUUUUGAGGGGAUAGCAAUUGGAGUUUCAGACACGAAGGCCGAUGCAUGGAGGAACCUAUGGACCAUAUGCCUGCACAAGAUCUUUGCGGCAAUCGCCAUGGGGAUUGCACUGCUGAGGAUGCUUCCGAAGCGUCCGUUCUUGACGACGGCGUCCUACUCCAUGACCUUCGCCAUCUCGAGCCCGAUAGGCGUCGGCAUUGGAAUUGCGAUCGACGCGACGACGCAAGGAGCGGUGGCCGACUGGACGUACGCCAUCUCCAUGGGCAUCGCCUGCGGGGUGUUCAUCUACGUGGCAAUCAACCAUCUGAUAGCCAAGGGAUUCAAGCCCUACGAGCCGAGCUACUUCGACACGCCGUUCAUCAAGUUCUUGGCGGUGGUGGCUGGGGUGGGAGUCAUAGCAGUGGUCAUGAUCUGGGAUUAAUAUAAUUAUAUUAAUUAGCAUGCAUGGUGUGCUAAUUUGCAUCUGGUAUGUCCAUUGAUUAUAUAUUUUUCGUCUUGUUUGUAAUAAGGCUAGCUCCUUGAGUUGCUUGACAUUUUGUUUGUCUCUAUCCUUGUCUUGUGAAUACACAUGCAUGGAUCCUUCUGUUUGCGAUUUGAUAUCUGAUCAGAGUAAUAUGCUUAGUUAUGAUCC